GAGCGGCGCUGUCGCAAUGACGCACUCUGCGAUCUACCAGUAAACUUAAACGAAGAAGAAACUUCCGGGGUGGCUGUUACAACUUCAAUCAACGACGUGUCGUCUAUUAUUGCUACUUUUGCGGAGCUGUGUCGUGUUGACACGAUGAAGCCAGCAGCGCCAGUGACCACUUGUCCGGAACACUGCUCCAUAUUUGACCUGUGCUCCCAGGAUGAUGUAGUAACAGAACUAAGGGAAGUCAACUGCUUCCUGAAACAGAGUACCAAUGCAGAGCCAGAAAAGUUGGAGGAGAAAGAGUUGGCGGUUGUCAGAGAGGUCUCGGACAAGAUGGUGUGCUCGGCCUGUAGGUGCUCUUUUAUUAACCGCGAGGAACAGAUGGAGCAUUACAAGCUGGAUUGGCAUCGCUUCAACUUGAGACUGAAGAUCUCAGGAAUGCCGCCGGUCACCACCGAGGAGUUUGAGAGGAAAACCGGAGAUGGAGAUUUGUCUAGUAUCUCGGGUUCAGAGUCUGACUCUGAGGAGGAAGAAGGAUCAGAUAUGGACCACAGGGAAAGGAACUGUAACGCCGCUGGUGUGGAUAGUGCCAACUCAGAGGAUGCCAGUUUGAUGACUGCUCGGCUUUCCAGUAAAGUGUUGUUCCAGAACUCAGAAGGACAGUACUUGUCUUUCUACCGCUGCAUUCUACAGGGAAAAUCAGAUGAAGAGCAAGACCUGGCCUCGUCCUUGAAGUCCAUUAACAAGAAGACACUGUGGAUAAUCCUCAUGACGGGGGGAGGCCAUUUUGCUGGUGCAGUGUUCCAGGGAAAAGAAGUCCUACAGCACAAGACCUUCCAUCGAUACACUGUUCGUGCAAAGCGGGGCACCGCCCAAGGACUGAGAGAUUCUCAAAACCGCAGUCACACACCUAAGUCUGCAGGAGCCGCUCUCAGGCGAUAUAACGAGGCAGCGCUCGUCAAGGACAUUCAGGAUCUUUUGGCGACCUGGGGUGAGCACCUGAAGGAAGCGUCUACCGUAUUUGUACGAGCCCCAAGCUACAAUAAAACAAUCUUCUUUGGCGGCCGUACGAGUCCGCUGGACAAAAAAGACGCCAAGAUCCGCAGCGUCCCCUUUGCCACACGCAGGGCAACCUUUCGAGAAGUACAGCGGGUACACCAUGUGCUUUCCACAGUUCAUGUUCAUGGGAAGGACACUGACAUGUCUACCUUUAGCAACGUACCAAAAAAGCCAUGGAAGAAGACUGUCCAGCCUGCAGCACCACCUAAGAUGGAGCAGGAGGAAGCACAGGCUUGCGAUAGCAGCUCAGAUGAGGAGCAAGAAGGUGAGAUUCAGCUCGUCAUGAUGGAAUUGACCGUGGGAAGUCAGCAUCUCAAGGAGUUUGAAGUUCAACCCUCUAGACAGAAUAGAAGAAAGAGGAGGAAACAAAAAAAGAAGGAAGAAGAAGAAGAGGACAUGGCAGAGCUCAGUAACACCGAAAUGGACGACAAAGACAAGGAAGAAGACACAACUCAGCGGACGCAAUCAAAGAUAAAGAGUAGGGGGAAGAAAAAUUCAGAAGAGAAAAAUGUGAAUCUGGUAGCAGGGGAUGACUGCUGGGAGUACAGCAUGAGAGAUACCCUCUUCACAGCCUGCAAAGUUGGGGACGUGGAUGCCCUGUGCUCACUCCUCCAUCUUUCCGGAAAGACCCUGGAGCUGUCAGAGGGCGACACCACGGAUGUUUCUUGUCCUUUGAGUCUUCUUAAUAAGCGCACUGACUCUUCAGGGUUUACUUUGCUGCAUGUUGCAUCAGCAGCUGCUCAGAAGGCAGUCGUCAGGCUGCUGCUGGACGCUGGAGCAGACCCCACAUGCAGUAACGUAAAAGGGCAGACGCCAUAUAAUGUCAGCCCCGACAAGGAGACUAGGAAUGUAUAUCGGAAAUACAUGGCUGACAAUCCUGACAAAUAUGACUACAAUAAGGCGCGGAUACCUGGGCCAUUAACAGCAGAGAUUGAGUCUAUGAAGAUGGAGAAGAAGAAGGCUCAAAAGGCGCUGAGAAAACAGCGGGAAAAAACACAGAAGGAUGAGAAGAGGAAACAAGAGCUGGAAGAGGAGGAAAAGAAGAGGUUUGCUUCUUUAUCUGACCGAGAGAAGAGAGCUUUGGCAGCUGAGAAGAGGUUGGCACAACAAGUUGUGGCAUCAGGAACCAGUUUAUCGAACGUCAAGAGGUGUUGGCAGUGUGGAGAGUCUCUGCAGGGCAAGACCCCAUUCCAGUACCUUGAUUUUUCCUUCUGCACUCCUCGAUGUGUGCAAGCACACAGAAAAGCUAAUGCUCCAUCUGGAAAAAGCUAACAGGAAGGUCAAAGGGUACUGAGACUGAACAGGCCCCAUGGGGGAAAGCGUGUCCAUCAAGCUGCUGAUGUUGCCCACCUGGAAAAUAUUGUACGGUCUGCAUUUUAAAGCACAAUCCUCUGUCAUUAAUUCAUGCAUUUUUCACUGACAAGGCCAAUUUGUGAUUGACUGCAAUUUUGUAUUUCAAUAUAAAAAAUAAAAAUGUUAAUAAUAAAUAACCCGUCUUAUUCUGAUUAAGCCUAAAAUGUACAACCUGGUCUAAUUUAAAAUUGAUAAGCGGUUCAGUUACAUUGGAUCUCUUUCCUAAUACUGUGGCUACUCAUUCACACAGCACAAGAGAAAGCAAUGCAAUUCAUAAUCCAUCCAUUUUCUACCGCUUGUCCCUUUCGUGGUCGCGGGGGGUGCUGUAACCUAUCUCAGCUGCAUUCGGGCGGAAGGCGGGGUACACCCGGGACAAGUCGCCACCUCAUCGCAGGGCCAACACAGAUAGACAGACAACAUUCACACACUAGGGCCAAUUUAGUGUUGCCAUUCAACCUAUCCCCAGGUGCAUGUCUUUGGAGGUGGGAGGAAGCCCACGCAGUCACGGGGAGAACAUGCAAACUCCACACAGAAAGAUCCCGUGUCCGGGAUUGAACUCAGGACUACUCAGAACCUUCGUAUUGUGAGGCACAUGUACUAACCCCUGUUCCAUUGUGCUGCCCGCAAUUCAUAAUAAAACAAUUUAAAAAAUCUAUAUAUUUUUAAAAUAUUUGUAUUUUUGACAUAUACAGUCCAGAAAUACAAUAUAACAUGUCAAAUGUUCUUUUUUCCUCCCUUUUUUAUAUGCAUGUAUGCCCUGGCACACCAUUAUCAUCAUUUCAUGACCCAAGCAAAACACUUUUUACACUUUUAUACUGAAAUAAAUACACCUACAACUUAUUAAAUAAAAAUAUAGAAAGAAAAUACCGGCAGCGGUAAAGUUUAGAUCCAUGAAGGAAAGAAGAAAGUGAAUGAAUG
This is a messenger RNA of Nerophis lumbriciformis (worm pipefish), 3324 nucleotides long. It is a transcript of the gene ankzf1, whose product is annotated as ankyrin repeat and zinc finger peptidyl tRNA hydrolase 1. Gene Ontology annotation, molecular function: protein binding. Gene Ontology annotation, biological process: ERAD pathway. The record is from RefSeq and is a predicted model, not a curated record. NCBI's taxonomy places the organism in Eukaryota, Metazoa, Chordata, Actinopteri, Syngnathiformes, Syngnathidae.